Messenger RNA from Tricharina praecox, 1235 nucleotides. RefSeq names its product cation efflux protein. Gene Ontology annotation, cellular component: membrane. Gene Ontology annotation, biological process: transmembrane transport; monoatomic cation transport. The transcript has 2 exons. The coding region runs from base 237 to 1166 and encodes 309 amino acids. The record is from RefSeq and is a predicted model, not a curated record. Gene Ontology annotation, molecular function: monoatomic cation transmembrane transporter activity. Lineage: Eukaryota; Fungi; Ascomycota; Pezizomycetes; Pezizales; Pyronemataceae.
ACAUCCUUCAAGCUGGCGACCUCACAGCAAGCUCGGGACCACUCGAGUCACCGACAUGAUCACGACGAGAAAGACCACGACCACAGCCAUAGCCACAGCCUCUUCGGCCACCACCACCACCACCAUGGCGCCGAUCCCUUCCUCACCAGCAAGGACAAGACCGAUCCCGGCGUCAGGAUAACGCGCGUGGGGCUCUUCGUGAACCUGGGCAUGGUCAUCACCAAGGGGUUCGGCGGAUGGAUAUUCAAUUCCCAAGCUCUGGUUUGUUCCGUACCCGUUUCCCGCGCGUCUCCAAGUGGUCGUCGCUGACGUCGGUGAAGAUUGCGGAUGCGUUCCAUGCGUUGACGGACAUGGUUUCGGACAUCAUGACGCUGGCGACGGUUUCCUUCGCGCUCAAGGCGCCCACGGACCGCUUCCCCAACGGCUACGGCAAGAUUGAAUCCCUGGGCUCGCUGGGCGUGUCCUCCCUGUUACUCCUCGGCGGCAUGGCGAUGGGCUACAGCUCUCUACUUCACCUCCUCGGCGACUUCGCGCCCGCGCUCGCACACUACCUCCCGCACGUACACGCGCACGAGCACUCCCACGAGAUCCCGUCCAUCAACGCCGCCUGGCUGGCGCUGGCUUCGAUCGGUGCUAAGGAAUGGCUCUACCGAAAGACGAUGAAGAUCGCAAAGAUGAAGAAGUCCUCGGUGCUGGCGUCGAACGCCGUGCAUCACCGCGUCGACUCCCUCACCGCCAUCGUGGCCCUGGUCGCGAUCGCGGGCUCGAACGUGUUUCCGAGUGCGUCGUGGAUGGAUCCGGUCGGCGGUCUGCUCGUUGCGGCGAUGGUGGUGCAGGCUGGCGCGGGGAAUACCCGGGCUGCGCUGGAGGAGCUGGCGGAUGCGGGUGUCGAGCGCGAGGUCAAGGAUGAGGUUGCGAAGAAGGUCGGUGAGACGGGGGAAGAGCUGGUGACGGUCGACGGCAUCAAGAGCGGGCAGAAUUACCUAUUGACGAUAACGGUGGCGGUCGACCAAGGCCGGACAAUCGGGGAGCUGGCGGAGGUUGAGGACAGGGUUCGUGCCAGUGUUGCGGAUGUGGCGGGGAUGUGGAGGGUGCAGGUGCGCUUCGUUGGCAAGGGCGCAGCCGCGGCCAGCGAGUUCGUGAAGCUGGACAAGAAGGACAAGUAGAUUAUACCGUAGACAUAGAUCGCGACGCGGGAUGGGAUAGGUGUGUAUGAUACGUGUGGCUUUUGUAUC